AGAGUGAAAUGCACGGAUUGUCAUCGAUAAUGAAGUUCAUCUUUUUCUUCAUCUGUGCACCUUUUGUUUACUCAGAGUUGCACACCAUCACCACAUUUUACACUGAAAUAAAUGGACAGACUAAUGCAGGAAUCCCAGAGUUUUCUUCUGUAACUACUCUGGAUGGACGACAGAUUGAUUAUUAUGACAGUGAGAUGAAGAAGCUGAUUCCCAGACAGGACUGGAUGAAGGAGUUUAUGUCUGGAGACAGAUUUAAAGAAUACACUGAGAUCAGAGAACGAGUACAGCAGACCAACAAAAUCAACAUUACUGUUCUAAUGCAGCAAUUCAGUCAGACACAUGGUGUCCACACGUAUCAGAGGAUGUAUGGAUGUGAAUGGGAUGAUGAGACUGGAUACUCACAAGGGUUUGAUCAGUACGGUUAUGAUGGAGAGGAUUUUAUCUCACUAGAUGUGAAGGAGCUCAGAUACAUCACAGCUGUACAGCAGGGAGUAAUAACAACAGAGAAGUGGAAUAAUGACAGAGAACAGCUUGAAUUAAUGAAACAAUACUACCAACAUGAGUGUGUUAACUGGUUAAAACAUUUCUUGAUGUUAAGAAAAGUGGAUUUGGAGAGAAGAGUUCCUCACAUUUAUACUCUCUCUCUCUCAGCUCCUGAAGUGUCUCUGUUACAGAGGUAUCCCUCAUCUUCAGUGGUGUGUCAUGUCACAGGUUUUUACCCAUCAGGACUAACUAUCACCUGGUUAAAAAAUGGACAAGAUCAUGAUGAGGAUGUGGAUCUUGGAGAGCUACUACCAAAUGAAGAUGGGACCUUUCAGAGGACAUCCUUCAUCAGGAUUGGACCAGAAGAGUGGAAGAAGAACCAGUUUGUUUGUGAGGUAGAGCACAUGGGGACGACCUACCGGAGGAUUCUGACUGAGGAUGAGAUCAAGAGUAACACCAACGUUUUUCAUUCCAGGACCAUCCAUGUGCUUCUGUGUGUGGUGGGACUGUUCAUAUUUGUACUGUAG
Messenger RNA from Carassius auratus (goldfish), 1010 nucleotides. RefSeq names its product major histocompatibility complex class I-related gene protein-like. Lineage: Eukaryota; Metazoa; Chordata; Actinopteri; Cypriniformes; Cyprinidae. Bases 9 to 1010 code for a protein of 333 amino acids. The record is from RefSeq and is a predicted model, not a curated record. Gene Ontology annotation, biological process: immune response. The transcript has 6 exons. Gene Ontology annotation, cellular component: external side of plasma membrane.